GGAGAACUGCUUGAUGAUGAUUGUCUGCAGCCUCAUCGUGUUUGCCUUGGCAUUUGCUGUGGCUGUGCUUAUCGAUUGCGAGUGGGCAUAUUCCUAAGAACUUUGGCCCGCUUUGUGCGACAAGAAAAGGAUCAUGGAGCUACAGCGUGAACAAGAUCACCAAAAAGCCCUGAGGAACUUUUGAGAGUACGGACUGGUCAUGAGGACGAUGGGUGAUGGAGUUCGAGGUGGAGAAUGGCAACAAGCACCCAGACCUCCAUGGCCUGAACCUUUGAGGAGGCUGAUCCUGACCGGAUUUUGAAUGUCCAGAUGAGAGAAGAAGGACCAGUUGCAGCUGAUGGACAAACAGGUGCGAAUUCCCAGCUAGUCGAACCAGAGCCCGAGGAACAAGAGUUUGAACCUGGAGAGGACGAUUUGUCUUCAAAGGAGCCGGAAGGAGCAGAGAACAUGGUGAUGGAUUGGAACCCAGAUGUAGGAAGGAUGCAGAACUUUGGGCUGCUGGAGGAUUCAGAUGAUGCCUACAGCAGCGAGGAGUACUUCCUGGUGACACCUGGGGGCAGCUACAGGAGAAGGUACCGGAGGACCAACUCUGAGCGAGAAGAAGAUGAAGAAAAUGAGGAAACUCAGAUGGAAGUUGAGCGAGGAGGAGAAGAGCAGGCUCAAAUGGAAGUGGAUGAAGUUGGAGGACGAGAUGCCUCAGCUGAGGUAGAUCGAAGCCGCCCACCAAGAGACGCGGAUUGGUGGGACCUUGAGACCCUACUGCGGUACCAGAAGGAUUCCGCACAAGAACGGCGCGCUCGAAAGCUGAAGGAUGCUGGAAUCUUUCCCAUCCAGUUGCUGAAAGAGUUUUCGCACACCCGCCUUGCAGCAGAGCACUCAGCCAUGUUUCCACAUAUGGCAUUUGACCAUAUCCUGAGUUGGAAUCAGGAGGAGCGAACGGGAUUUGCACAGUUCGCGGUGAUUGUGAUUAGCUCCCAAUGGGAGGAUGACUGGGAAGCCAGGCUGCAGAGGUUCUAUGAGACUGGAGAAGUCUAG
Molecule: messenger RNA, 1035 nt
Organism: Durusdinium trenchii
Lineage: Eukaryota; Dinophyceae; Suessiales; Symbiodiniaceae
Source: the annotation of a GenBank genome assembly